Molecule: messenger RNA, 11893 nt
Organism: Bradysia coprophila
Lineage: Eukaryota; Metazoa; Arthropoda; Insecta; Diptera; Sciaridae
Gene: Dhc62B
Product: Dynein heavy chain at 62B
Biological process (GO): microtubule-based movement
Cellular component (GO): dynein complex
Molecular function (GO): minus-end-directed microtubule motor activity; dynein light intermediate chain binding; ATP binding
Source: RefSeq, a predicted model, not a curated record
CAGUCAUAUCGAAUUGUUGGCAAUUUAAAUGCAAAGGAGAAAAUGGAAGCGUACAAAACAAGGAAAAUUCCUCCCAAGAAAUUUACAAGUAAAUUAAAGCCGAUUCCGAGGAGCUUUUUGUUAGACUUUCAUAUCGAUGAAGUGAGGGAGAAACGACAUCAUGAACUGCUCAAAAGGGCUGCCAAAAUUAACCAAAAUAAAAUAAGUAAAUUAAAAGCACCGCCGGACUUUUUGGACCUUCUACCCAUUCCCAAAUUGAAAAUGAUAGCUACUAUGCAACAAUAUGCCGGUAAGGCUCCCAUUCCUACCAUGACGAAAAAAACCGAAUCAAAGAUACUGCGCUGGGUUCAGCCACAUUUCAAAAAGAAAUACUCCAAUUACAUCAAGGAGUACAUGAAUGAUCUGCGAACCGAAUACGAUGAAGUGGUCAAAGAAUUCAGUUUACAUAAGAUGCUCACUUACAACGACGAUUAUCCGAUGAAAAAUCCAAAAUUUCGAUUUAAAUUCCUGGGUAGAACCGAUAACUACGGUCAAUUCAAAAGGAAUCGCGAGAAAAUCAAACAGAAACUUUUCAUCACGUAUCCGUUUAUUCGUUGCAUUUUGAACUACUCGCAGACUGAUUUUCCGGAAAUUCUGAACGACUACAGUUCCUACAAUUUUGAUAGCAAGGGAAAUUCGGUGUAUCUGACACCGAACGAAUUCAAAGCCAGAGUGGCUGAGGAUUUGCUCAACAAAACGCUAUUUCUCAAAAAUGCCUGGUAUCCGAAAAUUAUAAAUGUUUUCAAGAAAAAUCUUCGGAAAUACCGUCUCACACCGAACGUAUGGUACAGAAUAUUCGAUUGUGCCCAUGGUCUGAUCAAUCAACAAUUGAAUAUUGUCAAAAUUCGAACGUAUCAACACAUUUUCGAUAUUUUGCUGGACCGUGCCAGAACACCGAGAUUUCAAUUACAAACGGAAUGUAACGGAAAAGACAUAGACCUGUGUCCACAGUACAGUGAGAUAAACAUGCUGUUCACUAAAAUAUUCGAGGACAUUUCCAACGUUGGCAGUAAGCUUAUUCCAUUGGACCAAAUAAUAAAAAUUGGCAACGAAAUGCCAGCAGCGAAAAGUGAAUAUAUUCCCAUCACUAUCGGUGACUCAUUUAUGAAAGAGAUGCAUGAAGAGCUGGACAGGUCGUUACUUCAAGCAUACACUCCGAUAUUAGUGUACUUAACCGAGUUUCGUUGCAAGUACGUCGACCUUUACGCAGAUGAAACCCAAAUUCAAAUCGAAGAAUUUGUGUCAGUUCCUAGAGAUAUCACCGUCUACCUAGAUAAGAUCAAAGUUUUCCAAGACUUUAUCAGCAAGCUACGCAGUCAACCGGUCAACGAAUAUUUCAUUAUCGCAAUUGUUAAUCAGGCAAAGGCCAUAGCCGGACUGAGAUGCAUUGCCACCGAAUUUAUCGAGCGUAUCACCUCGAAAAUUGUCGCCGAGCAUACUCUUGAGUGUAAAAAUAUUUGCAAAUUCUUUGAAGAUGUGGAAAGCAAAUCGAAAGAAGUACCAACAACAACAGAACAACUAUUGGAAGGAGGUGAAUUUAUGACACAAGUUAAGACGGUGCACAUGAAAGAGAUGCAGCUAAGGAUCGAAGAGAAUAUUCGGGUGAAUGGUCUGUUGGUUGACUUGACGGAACUCAGCCAAGAUCAUUUCGACUUGCAACAAAGGACAAUCAAUUUGUUCAACAACAUGUACAACGUUUUCGAAGAGAAUGCAGCAUUUUUCGAAGCUUACAAAAUACAAUUCGAAGAGCAUUUACAAACGGUUACUCGCAGGAUGAAUGAAGACAUGGAAAAUCUUAUACCGAGCAUUUCGAUAAUAAACGAAAUGAGUGAAACAGAAAAGCUCAGCGAAUACCAUAUCAUUCUGAAGAAUUUCAUCGAAAAUUUAAAAUGUUUCGACGACUACAUUGUAUGGAUAAACAAAGAGGAAAAACUGUUUAAGCUGCCCGUGUCCAAAUACGAAAUGUUGGAGCAGAUUAAGAAUUUCAUAUUUCCAUUUGAGAAUUUGAUUAGGCUAUGCAUUCGAUGGUUGCGUUAUUAUUACAUUUGGAUGGAUGGACCGUUUGAGUAUUUGGUACCGCAAUUCGUUGAAUCGACGGUGGAGGAAUUCAUGAAAGAGUUCUUGUCCAUUCAAAAGUAUUACAGAAAUCGAAUUAAACAGGACAUGGUCGGCAAUCCCAUUUGCAAAUUCAAAGGUCAAACCGAAGAUCCCGAUCCAGAAAAACAUCCAGUACCACUAAAAUUGUGCCAUAAAAUGAUCGAAUGGAACAAGGGAUUUAGGCUUGGCGUUCACAUUGUAAAUAUAAUGUGCAAUCCAGCGCUAAAGCCGAGGCACUACGACGAAAUGUCCGAGGUUGUUGGAUUUGAUAUUACUCCGGAUGCUGGCACAACUCUGCGCAAAAUGACAAAGGCUGGCAUCGAAGGUAAACUUGAUAGUUUGGAGAUAGUGAGCGUCGGAGCCGAUAAAGAACUUCAAUUGCAAAAGAGUCUGGUGGCGAUGCAAAGUGAAUGGAACACCAUUGAUAUCCCCAUUGGGACGUACAAGGACACGAACAUUUCUAUUCUCGGAAAUUUCGAUGAUAUCCAAGCGGUUUUAGAUGAUCACAUUAUAAAAGCGCUUACGAUGCGAGGAUCGGCAUUCGUUAAGCCAUGCGAAUCGGAAGUGAGACAGUGGUACGAUAAAUUGUAUCGCGUCAAUCGAACGUUUGAAGAAUGGGGAAAGGUGCAAAUGAGUUGGCUGUAUUUGAAGCCAAUUUUCUCAUCAGAAGAUAUUGUAGCGCAAAUGCCACGCGAAAAUGAAUUGUACGUUCAAGUGGACAAGAUAUACCGAAAGUACAUUACCAACGCCUCACAAGAACCCUCACUUAUGCAAACAGCUCCGGUAUCGGGUCUACUAGAGGAAAUGGAAUCGGCGAAUGUGAUGCUAGAGGAAAUAACAAGUGGCGUCAAUCAAUAUCUCGAACGGAAGCGAUUAUAUUUUCCGAGAUUUUUCUUUUUGUCCAAUGACGAAAUGCUGGAAAUUCUUUCCGAAACGAAGAAUCCAUUACGCGUUCAACCCCAUCUGAACAAGUGCUUCGAGGGAAUCUAUCGGUUGAUCUUCGAUGAUAAGCUAGACAUUGGCGCUAUGAUCAGUAGCGAAAAGGAGACCAUCAACUUUGUGACUAAGGUUUCCACAUCGGAAGCGAGAGGUAGCGUAGAAAAGUGGUUACUGCAAGUAGAAGAGCAAAUGCUCGCAGCUGUUCAAAAUGAAAUUGCGUUGAGUUUCGACGAUUACAAGACAACAGCUAGACCAAAGUGGAUUUUGAAAUGGCCGCAAAUGGUUGUUUUGUGCAUAUCGCAAGUGUAUUGGGCUCUGGACGUACACGAUUGCCUCAUCGGCAAAAACGGCUUGAAAGAGUUUUUCAAGAAAAUCCAAACAGAUUUAACAGAUAUCGUGGCCCUAAUUCGCUCCAAGGAUUUAAGCAAUUUGAGCCGAAACACAAUCAAAUCUCUAAUUGUUAUUGACGUCCAUGCCAAAGACGUUGUUGAAGAUCUGGUAAAUAAGGAUGUUUCUUCUCUGGAUGACUUUACAUGGUUGGCACAACUUCGAUAUUAUUACGAGGACAGUGUCACUCUCGUUAGAAUUAUCAAUGCAACGGUAAAGUUUGCGAAUGAAUACCUGGGAAACUCAGAGAGAUUGGUCAUCACUCCCUUGACAGAUAGGUGUUACAGAACUUUAAUAGGUGCUUUUCAGUUGCACUUAAACGGUGCACCGGAAGGACCGGCCGGAACUGGAAAAACGGAAACAACCAAGGAUCUUGCCAAGGCGUUAGCCGUACAGUGCAAAGUGUUCAACUGUUCAGACGGGCUAGACUAUAUCGCGAUGGGAAAAUUUUUCAAGGGACUUGCAAGCACAGGUGCCUGGGCAUGUUUUGACGAAUUCAAUCGAAUCGAAUUGGAAGUGUUGUCCGUUGUAGCACAGCAGAUCUUGUGUAUUAUGUCUGCAGUUAAAGCUGGUAUGGAAGAAUUUUCUUUCGAAGGGACGACUCUCUCUCUCAACCCAAGUUGUUACAUUUGCAUUACGAUGAAUCCUGGUUACGCAGGACGCAGUGAAUUGCCAGAUAACUUAAAGGUUCUAUUUCGAACUGUUGCUAUGAUGGUACCCGAUUAUGCAAUGAUUGGUGAGAUUUCUUUGUAUUCCUAUGGCUUUACGGCAGCUAGAAGCUUGGCUGUUAAGAUCGUGACGACUUACCGACUUUGUUCGGAGCAACUGUCGACACAAAACCACUAUGACUAUGGAAUGAGAGCUGUAAAGACCGUGCUAGUAGCAUGUGGAAAAAAUAAGGCAGAUUUUCCGGAUGAACCAGAAGACAGUUUGUUGCUUCGGUCAAUCAUGGAUGUUAAUUUGCCAAAAUUUCUCUCGUUCGAUAUCCCCUUGUUUAGAGGCAUAAUCUCAGAUUUGUUUCCUGGUGUAAGCCUUAUGAAGACUGACUAUACACAAAUGGAACAAAUGUUCCGGGAAACAUGUAAGGAACUCAACUUGCAGCCAGUGGACUGUUUCUUCGAAAAAAUUGUGCAAACCUUUGAAAUGAUGAUUGUUCGACAUGGUUUUAUGAUGGUGGGACUACCAUAUGCUGGCAAGUCGACUACUUUGAAAGUACUCAGUAUUAUCCUCUCGAAAAUAAAGGAGACAACAAACAGUCCAUACUAUCAAGACUGUGACAUCGAAAUUCUCAAUCCGAAAGCAAUAACAAUGGCACAAUUGUAUGGAGCCUUCGAUCCGUUGUCGCUAGAGUGGGUUGAUGGAGUCGCUUCGACUAUGUUUCGAAAUUUCGUUGUCGAUGAGUCAUCAAAUCGUAAAUGGUUAAUCUUUGACGGCCCAAUCGAUGCAGUGUGGAUAGAAAAUAUGAAUACCGUCCUCGACGAUAACAAGAAGCUUUGCUUAACGUCCGGUGAAAUAAUUACCAUGAACUCAAAGAUGUCAAUGAUCUUUGAAGUGAUGGAUUUGGCACAGGCAAGCCCGGCAACUGUUUCCAGAUGUGGAAUGAUAUUUAUGGAACCCAUUUCAUUGGGAUGGAAAGUAUUUGCCAGAAGUUGGCUUAAUCUUUGCAAUCCGUCGUGGGUAGCCGAUGCCGACAAAAUCAUAAUGGACCUCUUGGAAUGGGUGAUCCCACCAUGUAUAUCCUUCAUAAAACGAUCUUGCACUCAACUCAUUAAGCCCGGUGAAUUCAAUCUGUUAACGACCACGCUCAGCAUGUUUCAAAUGUUAAUGGACGACGCGAUAGAAGAGAAUGCGGACGACUUUGCAAAGUUCUUGUUCAACUGGUAUCAAGCUGCAAUUAUUAUGAGUGUUGUGUGGGGCUUAGGAGGACUGUUAGAUAUCAAUUCAAGAGAAUCAUUCGAUGCAUUUUAUCGAGAGAUUUGGUCACUGAACUCUCCGGAUUAUCCUCCACCACCAAGCUGUAAGGCUAAAUUGGACAUUACCAUACCGUUGGAGGGACUCUUUUGCGAAUAUGUGUACAUAUUCAAGCAGAAAGGAGCAUGGAAAUAUUGGCCCGAUUUGAUUAGACGCAAUGAACCGGAGGUUAGUGCGUUAGGAAUACAAGUGCCUACGAUAGAUACUGGUCGAUAUAAUUAUUUGCUGGAAAUGCACACAAAGCACAAGAAAAAAAUGUUACUUGUCGGUCCGACCGGAACCGGUAAAAGCUUUUGCACCCAGAACUUGUUGAUGAAUACUUUGGAUGCGGAAUUAUAUGCACCGGCUUUUAUGACAUUUACCGUUUCGAUCAGUGCAACUCAAACGCAAGAUCUGUUGAUAUCAAAGUUGCAGAAAUUUAAGCGCGGAAAGUAUGGUCCACCGAAAGGCAAAACUUGUGUGAUUUUCGUUGACGAUAUGAACAUGCCAAAGAAAGAAAUUUACGGAGCGCAACCACCAAUCGAAUUACUGCGUCAAUAUUUCGAUCACAAGUAUUUGUUCGACAAAGACACGUCCAAGUUGAAUUUGUACGACCUACUCAUACAUGUUGCUUGCGGUAUACCCGGUGGUAGUCGACAAGACGUUUAUUCGAGAUUCACAUCUCAUUUUAAUUGUUUCUCAAUCAACGAAUUCACUGCCGACACAAUGCUUCGAAUUUUCUCUAAUGUGUUGCUGAUGGGAUUGAAGAAAGUUGGUCAUGCUAUGGAUGUUAUAGGAACCGUUACGCAGAUAGUGAAUGCAACCUUAUAUGUGUUCAACAGUUCCUGCGUAAAUCUGAAACCGACUCCAGAAAAAUCACAUUACAUUUUCAAUGUUAGGGACAUUGCUCGUGUCUGUGCUGGAUGUUCUAUGCUUCGCAAAGAAUCCGUUGACAACAAAAAGAUUUUCACUAAACUCUGGCUGCAUGAAACGUUGAGAGUUUUCUACGAUAAGUUGGUCAACGAAACCGAUCGGAUAUGGUUGAUGCAAACUGUCGGCGACUGUAUCCGUGAUUACUUCAAAGACAAACUGGACAAUUUAUUCGAUGUAAUAUCGUCGGAGGCAACACCUGCGCAGGUACGAGACGCUGCCAAUAAUUUACUGUUCGGAACGUACUUGGAUUUGGACUCUGAACCGGGUGACAGGAAGUAUGAAGAGAUCUCUCAUUUGGAUAAAUUGAGCGAAAUAGCAUACACUAACUUGGAGGAGUACAAUGCCACGCAUAAAACUAAAAUGGAUAUUGUGCUGUUCUCGUACGCACUUCGUCAUUUGAAUAAAAUAUGUCGUAUUAUGUCUCUGCCAGCUGGAUCGGCAUUGCUCAUAGGAAUGGGCGGUUCCGGUAGACAGACGCUAACAACACUAGCAGCAAAAAUUUGCCAACAACAUCUAUUCCAACCGGUCAUCACGAAAAACUAUGAUGUGAAGGAGUGGCGUGACGAUAUUAAAAAAGUGCUGAAGGAGUCGGGCGGAUAUGGAAAGGACACCAUUCUGUUAAUUGCUGAAAAUCAAAUAAAAAAUCCAGUUUUCCUAACCGAUAUUGACUGUUUGCUCAACUUGGGAGAAGUACCGAAUAUUUGGCCGAUUGACGAACGCCAAGAAAUUCUUGAGCUUGUUCGACUGGCCGCACAGGGUGGUAAUCGUAAUAUUGAUAUCAGUCCACUACAAGUAUUCUCAUACUUUGUGAAUCGAUGCAAGCAAAAGUUGCACAUCGUUUUGUGCUUCAGUUCGAUUGGAUCGUCGUUGCGUAAUAAGAUUCGAAUGUAUCCAUCGCUAGUGAAUUGCUGUACCGUAGUUUGGUAUGAAACGUGGCCGGAUGAUGCUCUGCAAAUGGUUGCAUCCAAAUACAUGGAAAGCAUUAAUGUCGAAGAUAAUAUGAAGGAAUCGAUGGUGGUCCUGUGUCAGCACUUCCAUGUAACAGCAAAAGAAGCUUAUCGGAAAUUUUACGAAGAAACUGGUCGUACCGUGUACUUAACUUCAGCCUCAUUCCUCGGACUUAUCAAGUCGUUCAUUAGCCUAAUCAAUAACAAACAAACUGAAACGAUGAACGCCAAAAUGAGAUACGUCUGCGGUUUAGAAACUUUGCAGCGUGCAGCUGAAGCUGUAGCUAUCAUGCAGAGAGAUUUAAAUGAAUUCCAACCGAAACUGAAACAGAUGGCAGAGAACAGUAAAGUCAUGACUGCUGAAAUCGAACACAAUACUAUUGAGGCAAGCCUAGCAACAGAGCAAGUAAAGCGAGACGAAGUUGUUGCCAAUGCACAAGCCGCCGAAGCACAAGCUAUGGAAGAUGAAUGCUCCAAGGACCUGGCUCAAGCUGUACCCGUCCUGGAAGAAGCUGUUCAGGCGCUCAACACUCUGAAAAAUUCCGAUAUUACAUUGGUCAAGUCAAUGAAAAAUCCACCGUUUGCUGUGAAACUGGUCAUGGCUGCUGUUUGUGUUAUGAAAGGUGUGCCACCUGAUCGUAUUAAUGAUCCAGCCACUGGAAAGAAAGUUGUAGAUUACUGGGGUCCAUCCAAGAAAAUUCUCGGUGAUAUGGCCUUUUUGCAAUCGUUGAAAGACUACGAUAAAGACGACAUUAGUCCCGAGAUUAUAGCCAAAAUUCGGAAGGACUUCAUUCCCAAUAAGGACUUUACUCCGUCCGUAGUGGCUAAGGCUUCGAGUGCAGCUGAAGGUCUGUGCAAAUGGAUUAUCGCGUUGGAUCUAUACGAGGCUGUGGCCAAGGUUGUUGCCCCGAAAAAGGCUAAGCUGAACGCUGCCAAACAAAUUCUCACCGAAACGAAAAAGAUAUUAGCGGAAAAAAGACAAUUGGCGUCGGAAUUAGAGGCGAAUGUGACGAAACUGAAUCUGGAUUUGGCUGCUGCAAAUGCAGAAAAACAAAGACUAGAAGAUGAAGUGGAACUCUGCACUAACAAGCUUCGCCGAGCCGAAAGCCUGAUUAGCGGUCUGGGCGGUGAACGAUCCAGAUGGAGUAGAGCUGCAGAACAUCUUCAAUCCAUUUACGAUUCAUUGCCUGGAGAUACACUGAUCUCUAGUGGAAUCAUUGCAUAUUUGGCUCCUGUUUCAUUAUCAAUUCGUGAAGUAUGUGUCGCUGAUUGGUUGUCGCUGUGUAAAAAGCUGAAAAUUUCAUGCUCUGACAAUUUCGGCUUGAUGGCCGUGCUUGGGCUCGACCAUCAAAUUCAAAAUUGGCAUGUAGCUGGGCUACCACGUGAUCCUUUCUCCAUUGAAAACGCCAUCAUCAUGAACAAUUCGAAUCGGUACAGCCUGUUUAUCGAUCCACAGGAUCAAGCUAACAAAUGGAUCAAAAACAUGGAAAAGCCGAAUCGGCUCAACAUAAUCAAAUUCACUCAGUCUGAUUAUAUGAAAGUGAUUGUAAGUGCUUUGGAAGUCGGUCGACCCGUAUUGUUAGAAGGAAUCGGAAACGAAUUAGAGCCACCUCUAGAUCCAUUACUCAGUCGAAAUACUUUCGUUUACUCCGGUGUGGAAUACAUAUCGCUCAACGACAAUGUCAUUCCAAUUUCGAAGAAUUUCCGGUUUUACAUGACGUCGAAUUCGCGGAAUCCAUCAUUUGAACCGGAGACAUUCACCAAAGUGACGAUAAUUAAUUUUUCGCUGACGCAACAAGGUUUGAACGAUCAGUUAUUGACGACAGUUGUGGCGAAAGAAAGACCCGAUCUGCAACAACUACUGGAAGAGGUCAUUGCCGAAAAUGCAAAGAAUAAAACCAAAUUGAAAGAAGUCGAAGACGAUAUUCUGUACACAAUGUCUAACAGCAAAAAAGACAUCCUCGAAGAUGAGUCAUCCAUAAAAAUUCUUGAUGACUCCAAGGUCAUUUCAGCUGACAUUAUUACUAAACAGAUAACGUCUCAGAAAACAUUGGCCCAGAUUGAAGAAUUUAGACAGCAUUACAAAACGUUUGCUGCACAUUCUUCAAUGCUAUACACUUCCAUAACAGAUCUACCGAACGUUGAUCCCAUGUACCAGUUUUCCCUGUAUUGGUACAUCAAUCUAUACAAAUAUUCCAUCGAGAAUGCCAAACGGUCUGUGGAUCAGAAGCAGCGGAUAAUUUUCUUGACAGAAGCGAUAACAAAGAAUCUCUACAGUGCCAUUUGCCGAUCCAUCUUUGAGAAGGAUAAGCUCAUGUAUUCGUUCAUUCUGUGCACCAAAAUAAUGAUUUCGGAAGGACGACUACUGACAAAUUUACUAAUGUUGUUACUGUCGGGAGGAGAUGCUGUCGAUUCAUCCAAAUCAAAACCUAAUCCAUCUCCCGAUUGGAUCACCGACAAAAUAUGGGACAACAUUUUGAAACUGAACAAUCUGGAUAACUUCAACGGUUUCACUGAUAGUUUUAUCGCCAACGUAAGCCAAUGGAAAGCAUUCUACGAUUCUCUAGACCCAGUUAUCGCAAGCCUUCCUGCUCCAUGGGAAAAGACAUUGAAUUCAUUUGAGAAGUUAGUAAUUCUCAACACCAUUCGACCGGAUAAAACAGCCGAUGGCAUCAAAAUGUUUGUAUCGAAGGAAAUGGGCACGGAAUUUGUGACACCUCCCCAAUUCGAUAUCAGCCGCUCGUUUCAGGAUGCAACCUGUUUAACUCCGUUGAUAUUUGUGCUGUCGCCCGGGGCUGAUCCGAUGAAUUCCUUGCUGAUAUUUGCUGAGAAAAUGGGUUACAUCAAAACAUUUCAGUCAAUUUCUUUGGGUCAAGGUCAGGGUCCAAUUGCACAGAAAUUGAUCGAAGACGCCCAGGAUAAAGGAUCUUGGGUAUGCUUACAAAAUUGCCAUUUGGCGGUUUCAUGGAUGCCAACACUGCAAAUGCUGUGGGAAAAUAUGGACUUUAAUAAUACAACGCUCUCAUUCCGCUUAUGGUUGACGUGCUAUCCUACCCAGGAUUUCCCGACUCCUAUAUUACAGAAUGGCGUCAAAAUGACAAACGAGCCACCCAAGGGACUGCAACAAAAUAUGCUGCGUACUUACAUGUCAGAACCGAUGAAAAACGCAGACUUUUACAAUGGCUGCCCAGGCAAAGACAACGCUUUCGCUCGAUUAUUAUUCGGUAUAUCAUUCUUCCAUGCUGUUGUGCAAGAACGUCGAAAGUACGGCUCCAUCGGGUGGAAUAUAUCAUACGAAUUCAACGACUCCGACUUCCAAAUAUCAGUCAUGCAACUACAAACGUUCCUAAAUCAGUACGAGAAAAUUCCCUACGCAGCUAUAUGCUACUUGACUGGUGAAUGCAACUACGGUGGUCGCGUAACCGACGUAUGGGAUCGUAGAUUAAUUGUCGAUUUGUUGGCUGAUUACAUCAAUGCGGACGUCGUCAAAAAUUUGACCUAUGAAUUUGCUGGCCAGGAAAAAUUUGUUCUCUGGAGGAAAUUGGAACAUCCAGAACUGGUGAAAUACAUCCAUGGAGUCAUACCGAACAAUCCAAGCCCCGAGGUGUUUGGAUUGCAUCCGAAUGCCUGUAUCACACAAGAAUUGAAUACGUCGCAGAAGUUAUUGAGUUCGAUGUUAAUGAUCCAAGGAAAGGGUAGCGAUACGUCUGCCGAAAGCUCGAAUUCGAAACUGUUAGCUAUGGUUCUGGAUAUGCUCAAAAGACUGCCGCCGAACUUUGACAUUGAACUGUCGGAACAGAAGUAUCCGUUCAAUUAUAACGAAUCAAUGAAUACGGUUCUCACACAAGAGAUGAACCGUUUCAACCGACUUCUGUCCAUCAUUCGAAAAUCAUGUUCGGAUCUGGAGAAAGCCAUUAAGGGCAUACUGCCAAUAACACCGGAAUUGGAAAUACUCGGCAGUUCAUUGGAAUUCAACAAAAUACCCGAUGUUUGGAUGAAGGCAUCGUAUCCUAGCAUCAAACCGGUCGCUUCUUACAUUCAAGAUUUUUUGCGACGUCUGCACUGGCUGGAUGACUGGUAUCAAAACGGAAAGGGUUCCACAUUUUGGCUGGCUGGAUUCUAUUUCACGCAGGCAUUUUUGACUGGAGUCGUACAGAACUACGCUCGAAAGUAUAAGAUUCCAAUCGAUACUCUUACCUUUGACUUUAAUGUCCUGCAAAGUGAUAAAAUGGACACGAAUCCCGCAGAUGGCGUUUAUGUUAAUGGCAUUUUUAUUGACGGUGCCAGAUGGGAUAAAAGCCGGGGCGUUCUAGCAGAACAAAGACCAAAAGUUCUUAUCGAAGGAAUGCCUACCAUCCAUUUGAUACCAAUAAAGAUAUUGAACCUUCCCAACGAUUCUCGCUACAAAUGUCCUCUCUAUAAAACGACUGAACGGAGGGGUAUUUUGUCGACAACGGGACAUUCAACGAAUUUUGUUCUGCAAAUGUUACUUAAGACCAAUGAAGACGCCUCACAUUGGAUCAAAAGGAGUGCGGCGUUAAUUUGUCAGACUAACGAUUGAAUUGGAAAUAAAUCUUUAAUCGAUCUCGUUCCAAUCUAAC